AUGGAAGAGUUUCUCAGCCUCUCUCUGGGGAUCUUGCUCUGCCUGGGUCUCAGACUGGUCCAUGGGGGCAUGGAUGCGUGCUAUGAUGGGCAAGGACACCCACAGCGUUGUCUGCCUGUGUUCGAGAAUGCAGCAUUUGGCCGCCAGGUCCAGGUGACCAACACAUGUGGCAGCCCACCCGAAGAGUACUGCCUCCAGAUGGGCGCCCCUGGAGACACUAAGCUGUGCCACCUCUGUGAUGCCAGUGACCCAGACCACCACCACAAUGCCUCCUACCUGACUGACUUCCACAGCCAGGAAGAGAGUACUUGGUGGCAGAGCCAGUCCAUGGCUUUUGGGGUCCAGUACCCCAACUCGGUCAACAUCACCCUACAGCUCGGUUCAAGGCCAAGACCUGAGCUGAACAACAGAACCAGCAGAGCAAGCGAGCUCUUGGUUCAGCGUAGACGGCCCACGGUGGGGAGAUGGGACCUCGUCCUUUGGCCUGGCUUUCUGGCCCGGGGAUGGAUGGGGAUCUUAGAGGAGGAGGAUAAGAGGAAAGUCGAUUCAGAGUCAGAGCUAGAAGGGAUCUCAGGCCAUCCAGUCCAGCCCCUCACUUUAGAGAGUGAGGCAGUAAUAGCAUCAACCCAGGUCUUGGAGGAUCUGCUUCAUGGCCGAGCUUCUUUGGUGGAGAGGUUUUCAAAAGGACUCCCAAUUAAUAAGCCAUCCUUGGGAGAGGUCAGAUGGUCUCUACCAAAUAGCCCCCUGCUCCAGGAAUGGGUAACCAGCACAGAACUGCUUAUUUCUCUGAACCGACUCAACACCUUUGGGGAUGACAUCUUUAAGGAUCCCAAAGUGUUACAGUCCUACUAUUACGCCAUCACUGACUUCUCUGUCGGGGGCAGGUGUAAAUGUAAUGGACAUUCCAGCGAAUGUGUCCUCAAUGAAGAAGGCCAGCUGGUCUGCAGCUGCCAGCACAACACCACAGGCACCGACUGUGAGAAAUGCUUACCCUUCUACCAAGACCGGCCCUGGGCUCGGGGCACAGCGGAGGCUGCCAAUGAAUGUCUGCCCUGCAAUUGCAGUGGCCUCUCUGAAGACUGUUUCUAUGAUUGGGAGUUGUACCGGAGCACUGGGCAUGGAGGGCACUGCCAGAACUGCCGGGAUCACACCGCUGGACCCCACUGUGAGCAUUGCCAGGAGAACUUCUACCGCUGGGACCAGCAGCAGCCAUGCCAGCCCUGUGACUGCCAUCCAGCAGGAUCUCUUAGCCUACAGUGUGACAACUCGGGCACCUGUGAGUGCAAACCCAGUGUGACUGGCUGGAAGUGUGAUCGCUGUCUGACAGGGUUCCAUUCUCUUAGUGAAGGUGGAUGCAGACCUUGUACCUGCAGUGUGGCGGGCAGCUUAGGAACUUGUGAUUCCCGCAACGGACGGUGCCCUUGCAAGUCCAAGGUGGAAGGCUACUUAUGUGACAGAUGCCAACCUGGGACAUUUAACCUGCAGUCCCAAAAUCCUUCUGGUUGCACCAGCUGUUUCUGUUAUGGCCACUCCAUGGUGUGUGCAGCUUCCACCCAUUAUGGUGUACGCCAUAUCAUCUCUGACUUCCACCAGGGGACUGAGGGCUGGCGAAUCAGAGGUCCACAAGGCAGAGAGGAGCCUGCACAGUGGAGUCAGAGUGGAAUCUUCUUGAAGCCAAAGGGAGAGGAGCUGUGGGAGUUCAUUGCACCAGAGAAAUUCCUUGGAGACCAGCGCUUCAGCUAUGGGCAGCCCCUCUCUCUGACCUUCCGAGUACCACCUGGGGGCUCUAUCCUCUCUGUCUGGCUGAAAUUGGAAGGGGCAGGACUAGCCCUGUCUCUGAAACCCUCCAGCCCAACAGGCACCCAACAGCCUGGGUGGCCUGAAGAGUACCCAUUCAUGUUCAGCUUACAGGAGACCUCAGAGGAUACAGAACGCCUGCUCCCAGCCUUUCACUUCCAGAGGCUCUUGGCCAACCUGACUGCACUCCAGAUCCAGGUUGUGGGUCCCAGAAGCAGCCGCCCUACAGGUCAAAUAAUCCUGACUGAAGUCCAGCUCACUUCCGCAGGUGCUGGUCUGUCCCCUGUAGCCCCUUGGGUGGAAGAGUGUACGUGUCCCAAAGGCUACAUGGGACAGUUCUGUGAAUCCUGUUCUCUGGGGUACAAGAGGGAGACACCACUGGGCGGACCCUAUGCCAGUUGUGUCCCCUGCACCUGUAACCAGCAUGGCACCUGCGACCCCGAAACAGGGAUCUGUCAGUGCCUGCACCAUACUGAGGGCCCCUCCUGUGAGCGCUGCACACCUGGUUUCUAUGGCAACCCCUUUUUGGGUCAGGAGGAUGACUGCAAGCCCUGUCCCUGUCCUGGCCAAUCAGCAUGUACGACCAUCCCAGAGAGCGAGGAGGUGGUGUGUACCCACUGCCCUAAGGGCCAAAGAGGACGCCUUUGUGAGAUGUGUGAUGACGGCUUUUUUGGGGACCCCUUGGGGACAUCUGGUCCCCCCCAGCCCUGCCAGCGUUGCCAGUGCAAUGGAAAUGUGGACCCCAAUGCUGUGGGCAAUUGCGACCCCACAACGGGCCACUGUCUGCGCUGUCUGUACAACACGACGGGUGCCCACUGCGAACAGUGCCAGGAGGGUUUCUACGGGAGUGCCCUGGCCCCACACCCUGCAGACAAAUGCACACUCUGCAGCUGUAACCCAACAGGCUCAACCAGAGAUCAGGGGGCCUGUGACCCCCAGACAGGCCAGUGUUCCUGCCUCCCCCACGUGACUGGACGGGACUGCAGUCGAUGCAGCCCUGGUUUCUACGACCUCCAGCCAGAAAGAGGCUGCCAGAGCUGCAAGUGCCAUCCUGUAGGUUCCCAGGAGAACCAAUGCCACCCUGUGACUGGGCAGUGCCCUUGCCUUCCUGGGGUUGGUGGAGUGGCAUGCUCCCACUGCCAACCCAAUUUCUUCGGCUUCUCUGCCAAGGGCUGUCGAGCCUGUAACUGUUCCCCUCUGGGCUCUGUCACCACCCAGUGCCACGAGAACAGCACCUGUGUAUGUAAGCCAGGCUUUGUGGGCUACAAGUGUGAUCACUGCAAGGAGAACUUUUUCCUCACUGCUCAGGGCUCUCAGUGCCAGGAGUGCCCAAUUUGUUUCUCACUAGUGAAGAAAGAGGCCACCAAACUCAAGGCUACGCUAAAGGUGAUGGAGCGAUGGCUGCAGAAAUCUGACUGUGACAACCCCUGGAGGGAUUAUGUCUUGCAGGGAGAAUCACCAAGAGGAGAUACCUACUAUGGUCAGUAUCUGUUUCUGGACACUAGGGAAGCUUUUCUAGAGAAAAUGGAAGAUUUGGAGAGUUCCAUGAGGGCCGCCCGGCAUCAACUGAGGGCAGCAAGCAAGAAUGUCAAUUGUACCAGGAGUAGUUUGGAGAAGACCUGCAUCCAACUGGUCGACAUUGAGACUCUGCUGCAGUCAACAGAAUUGGAGAUUCAGCAGGCAUCUGGAGUCCUCGCCACAAUGGUAAUCCCUCAGGAAAUGCCCAACCAGCUCACCAAUUGGAGUCAUCUAGCUACUGAGUCUCAGACCCUGGCCAAGAGUCAUAGAGACAUGGCCACCAAGAUAGAGGCAGCAGCACGGAGGGCUCUGCUUGCUUCCAAUACCAGUUAUACUCUUCUGUGGAGUCUUGUGGAGGGCAGAGAAGCACAGAAAAUAUGGCAUGAGCUGGAGGACAGGUACCAGGAGGUGCAGAGGGCCCAGGAGGAGCUCAGAACAUCCACAGCCCAGGCAACUACUGAAGCCAAGAGUGUGCUGGCAUCUGUGGAGCGGAUUAGCUCUGAGGGGGCUCAGCGCCUGACGAAGCUCUCCACUCCAGCAAUAUUGCCUCCCACACACCUUGCCAGGGACCUGGAUAGGAAACUACAGGAUGCAGAGAAGACAUUGACUGCUCAGGAGAAUAUGUUCACCAGAGCAUCCCAGGCUCUCUUAGCCACUUCCCAGGAAGAGCUUCAGAAGAUCCAGCCCUUUGAGCAGCUGCGUGAGGGGGCUAAGGCUGCCCUCACCCUGGCUACCUCCUCUAUUGCUGAAGCCAGAAUGACCGUCAGUGAUUCCAAGACUUUGCUGGCCAAUCUGGAAGGUACGGCUAUGCCCUGA
This is a messenger RNA of Gracilinanus agilis (Agile Gracile Mouse Opossum), 4131 nucleotides long. It is a transcript of the gene LAMC3, whose product is annotated as laminin subunit gamma 3. The transcript is spliced from 27 exons. NCBI's taxonomy places the organism in Eukaryota, Metazoa, Chordata, Mammalia, Didelphimorphia, Didelphidae. The record is from RefSeq and is a predicted model, not a curated record. Bases 1 to 4131 code for a protein of 1376 amino acids.